Chaetomium fimeti is the source of this 2100-nucleotide messenger RNA. RefSeq lists its product as uncharacterized. The transcript is spliced from 2 exons. The record is from RefSeq and is a predicted model, not a curated record. The coding region runs from base 1 to 2100 and encodes 699 amino acids. Lineage: Eukaryota; Fungi; Ascomycota; Sordariomycetes; Sordariales; Chaetomiaceae.
AUGCAGCAGCAGCAACAACAACGGCAACAACAGCAACAACAACAUUACAGCUCUUCGCCAUCGCUCUCAUCACCGCCGUCUGCCCUGUCAGAGCCCGGCUCUCCUACCCGGAUGCUCCACGCCGGUCGAGCCAACAUUGAGAUGGACGAGAUCAUAGUAGAUCCCAGUUCAGUAGCUCGAUUCACCAUCAUGCAACAACACCAACCCACCGAACCGGCCCAGAAUGUCCCGCUGACCGCCGCCGGCCUACCUCGGAAGAAGCCCGGCCGGAAACCCGGCAGCACCGUCAAACCCAAGGUCCCCGCCGAUGGCACCGCAGCAAACGCCGCCGACCCGCCUAAGCAGCGCCGGCCGCGGAAGCCUAAGGAUCCCAAUGCCCCGCCUGUCCAGAGGAAACGCAAGGCCGCCACCAACGAGGCCAGUGACGCCAACUCCGAGAUGGACGCCCGGUCCGCAUCGGGCCCGCCCCGUCAGACCAAGAUCACCGAGCUCACCCCGAUGCGGAUGGCUCUAGAUGCCCGCUCUCCUCCCGCCGAUAUUGGAUUCGCGCCAACCGCUCCGCCUGCCGCCCCCAAGCGCGAGAGCGCCUCCGGGUCCAUGAACAUGAUGAACCUACUGAACGAAGACCCCCAGCCAACAAAAGCCCAACCGGCUGCCCCGCCCGCCAGGCAGAUGUUCGAUCCUAUCAGAGGCGGUUAUGACCCGAUCAGGGAGUCCAUGGCCACGCGUGACCCCUAUGGCACGGGUCCCCUGGGCUCGCCGCGUGCGCCUACCCAGAUGACUAACCGGGCCAGCGCAUCGCCUUCCAUCGCCAGCCUGGUGGAUCCCCAGCCGGUGCCUAGCGUUAUCUCUCCUCGCCCGGCCUACACCAACCCCACCUCUCAACCACGCUUCCAAGACUCAACUUCUCCGGCCGCUUCACCCUCGAAUGCCUUGCGCAGCACUCCUCAGUCGAUGCCCAAGCCUACCCUAGCUGACGCCAGGCGCCCUCCCCCACCUCCCCCGCCUCCUGUGUCUGCUGCCAAACAGGAGUCCAAGACCAAUUCAUUCACAAGCAUGACGUCAGUUCCCAGCGCUAUGUCGGCUGCUGCCGCAACACCAGUCCAGGCCGCGGCUGCGCAGAGCAAAAAGAUCGCCGCCGUCGUCCAGCAGGAGCGCGAGGCGCAGAAAAAGGCCCGCAGCUCUUCGUCAUCGUCUCCCAAAAUUAGCAGCCUCAAGGAGGCCCUCCCGCCCCUGCCCGGCGGUGAGCGCUCGAUCCUCGACUUCGGCAAAGCCCGCCCCGGCGAGGAGACGGAGGCACCUAGCAUUUCACUCCACGUCCCGCUCGUGCCGGGCGAGAGCAACAAGUACGUCAACUUCAUGCGCAUGGCCGAGGAGAACUACGGCUGGGACGCGCUGCACCCGCGGCUGGCCGCCAGCCGCGAGCGCAAGGCGCGCAUCGCCGCCGCCACCGCCGCGCUCGAGAAGACGGGCAGCGGCCGGGACUCGGGCGAGGAGAUGGACGAGGACAUCCUGCAGGGGUCCGACGCCGGCGAGAGCAACGUCGAGAUGGGCGGAAUGGGCAACGGCACCGGCACCGGCAACAACGCCAACGGCAACGCCAACGGCAACGGGGCGCCGGCCGCCCCCGCCGCUAAGCCCGCGAGGAAGAAGCGCAAUUUCAAAGAGGACGAGUACGACAAGGAGGACGACUUCGUCGACGACUCGGAGCUGCUCUGGGAGGAGCAGGCCGCCGCCAGCAAGGACGGCUUCUUCGUCUACUCGGGCCCGCUGAUCCCCGAGGUCGAGAAGCCCGCCGCGUCGGAGGAGCGGCCCCGGCGCGGUCGCGGUGGCCGCGGGCGCGGCAGCAGGGGGGCCACGGGCACGGGCACGGGCACGGGUCGCGGCAGGGGCGGCGGCGGGCCCGGGUCGCGCGGCGGUACCGUCCGCAAGCCCCGCAUCACUAAGCUCGAGAAGGAGCAGCGCGAUCGUGAGAAGGCUGAGCGCGAGAAGCUUGCUCUGAUGGCGUCUAAGACGGGCGCGGACUCGGCGGCGUCGGGCUUGCUUGCCCUGGGCGGGGCGCCGGCUGCUCAGGGGGCCGCGUCGGGUAUGGCCAUGUGA